This is a messenger RNA of Bradysia coprophila, 500 nucleotides long. RefSeq names its product LYR motif-containing protein bcn92 (gene bcn92). Gene Ontology annotation, cellular component: L-cysteine desulfurase complex; mitochondrion. Lineage: Eukaryota; Metazoa; Arthropoda; Insecta; Diptera; Sciaridae. The record is from RefSeq and is a predicted model, not a curated record. Gene Ontology annotation, biological process: iron-sulfur cluster assembly.
AUAUUCCUUCAUUUUUUGUUUAUUAAAAUUUAAUUUUCCGAAACCAAGUUAUCAAUUGGAACAGCUGGAGCAUCUCUCAUCGUAAUGUCCUCAAAAACUAAAGUCCUUCAAGUUUAUCGAUCUCUUUUAAGAGAAUCGGAAAAGCUGUCGGCCUAUAAUUUCAGAAAUUAUGCAAAGCGGAGGAUUCGUGAUGCUUUCAGAGACAAUAAGAGCUUACAGGAUGCAUCCUCUAUUCAGGCUGAAUUAGAGUUUGCUACUAAAAAUCUGGACGUCAUUCACAGACAGGUUAUCGUUGGACACUUGUAUGCAUCGGAAAAAUUGGUGAUCGAGAACAAUCCAUCGAUGACGACAAAGUAAAAUGCGGAAAAUGUUGGAAGAUGUGAUUGCUGGUGGUGCUUUUAAUCGUUGCAUUUCGUAAAGACAGAAAAAAAAUAUUGACCGACAUGAUUGUUGAUUUAGUUAAUGAUGGUUGGAAUAAAAAAAGUAUUUUUAGUAAUUAA